Molecule: messenger RNA, 1914 nt
Organism: Solanum tuberosum (potato)
Lineage: Eukaryota; Viridiplantae; Streptophyta; Magnoliopsida; Solanales; Solanaceae
Product: DNA repair protein recA homolog 1, chloroplastic
Exons: 13
Coding region: 165-1424 (419 amino acids)
Biological process (GO): DNA repair
Molecular function (GO): ATP hydrolysis activity; single-stranded DNA binding; ATP binding
Source: RefSeq, a predicted model, not a curated record
AGAAAAUAUCUAAACAACGUCGACAAUGGCGCCAUGGAACUCCGGCUACAGCAUAGCCUAAGCUCUUUCUUCAGCAAGGAGAACUGAGCUUAAGUAUAGCAAUAUUUUUCAAUCCGCUUGAACUUUGUAGUCAAAGAGAACGGAGCUUUAAGCUAGAAACUUUAAUGGAGUUAACUUUCCCAGUGAAAGCUCAGUUUUUUGGCUCCAAAAUUGGUUACAAAUCCCAAAGCUACUCAACUUCAGUAAAAUUCUAUCAGAAAGUAUCUCGUCCUCAAUUUCCAGCACGUGGAAUUAGGGUUCGUUCGGAAUUUGACCAUAAAAUCAAUGGCACUUUCUCUCCUGAUUCUGACGCUCGGUUUCUCGACCGGCAAAAAGCAUUGGAUGCUGCAAUGAACGAUAUAAACAGCUCGUUUGGCAAAGGAAGCGUUACUAGAUUGGGUAGUGCUGGCGGAGCUCUGGUUGAAACUUUUCCGAGUGGCUGCUUGACGCUAGACUUUGCUUUAGGUGGUGGCAUUCCCAAAGGCAGAAUUGUUGAGAUAUAUGGGCCCGAAAGUAGUGGAAAGACUACCUUAGCUCUCCAUGCUAUUGCAGAAGUACAGAAGCUAGGAGGCAAUGCAAUGCUUGUUGAUGCUGAGCAUGCUUUUGAUCCUGCAUACUCCAAAGCACUUGGAGUAGAUGUAGAGAAUUUGAUUGUCUGCCAGCCUGAUAAUGGAGAGAUGGCUCUAGAAAUCGCAGACCGGAUGUGUAGAUCAGGUGCUGUAGAUCUCAUUUGCAUUGAUUCAGUCUCAGCCCUUACUCCACGCGCUGAAAUUGAGGGAGAAAUUGGGAUGCAGCAAAUGGGUUUACAAGCACGCCUGAUGAGUCAAGCUUUACGUAAAAUGUCAGGCAAUGCUUCCAAAGCUGGAUGUACUCUUAUAUUCCUCAAUCAGAUAAGAUACAAGAUUGGUGUUUAUUAUGGAAAUCCUGAGGUCACAAGUGGAGGGAUUGCCUUAAAGUUUUUCGCCUCCGUUCGACUUGAAAUCCGUUCUACAGGGAAGAUAAAAUCUGCAAAAGGAGAUGAGGAAGUGGGCAUUAAGGUCCGAGUGAGAGUUCAAAAGAGUAAGGUUUCUAGACCAUACAAGCAAGCAGAAUUUGAAAUUAUGUUUGGAGAAGGAGUGAGCAAGCUGGGUUGUGUAUUAGAUUGUGCUGAACUGAUUGAGGUGGUGGCUAAGAAAGGUUCAUGGUAUAACUACGGAGAGCAUAGGCUGGGACAGGGACGAGAGAAAGCAUUGCAAUAUUUGAGAGAAAAUCCUCUUCUCUCUGAAGAAAUAGAAAAGAUGGUUCGGUCAUCGGUGCUAGAGACAACGGGGUUUUUAGGCUCUUCUUCAUUGAAACAUCCACUGCCGCAGCUUCUAGAGGAAGAUGCACUUCAAGAGAUGCAAUAACAUGAAUCAGAGUUCUGCUUCGACUUCGACUGAUUAUGACAACAGAGCAUUUCUCAACCAACAUUGACAUCCAUCUGAGAUUCUACAUUAGAAAUGAGCAAAAUCGAAGCGUCACUGCCAGAUUUGCUUUGUAUGAAACCAUUUCUGUACACUAUAGAUUCUUGAAGAUAGAUGUAUAUUCUUGUAAACUAAUACAUCUUUUCAUGAAGAGGGAGAUACAUACGUCCUUCAUUGCUUGACUGGUUGCCUGUUGGGCAAACAGGAGAGCUUGUAUUUGGACGUCUUAGGCGACUAGGUGUUAGUUUAGCCAAAAUUGAAGAAUUCGAGUUAAGGUGGGGAAAAGGAGUGUUAGCUCUUUGCUGCAUAUUUUGUCUUUGUUUUGGUUGUACUGUUAGCCAAAAUUUUGAUGAUCUUUGCCAGAGGCAAAUGAAGAUUUUUGCUUGAAACAUUUGCAUUGGAAGUACCAUCUAGUGUUGUGUUGGUAUUAUUA